This is a messenger RNA of Oncorhynchus keta (chum salmon), 1224 nucleotides long. RefSeq names its product RNA-binding motif, single-stranded-interacting protein 3-like. NCBI's taxonomy places the organism in Eukaryota, Metazoa, Chordata, Actinopteri, Salmoniformes, Salmonidae. Bases 149 to 643 code for a protein of 164 amino acids. The record is from RefSeq and is a predicted model, not a curated record. The transcript has 8 exons.
UCUCUCUCCAAUCUCUCUCUCUCUCUCACACACAGCUCCUGUAGAACCCCUACUCUGUAAGUUUGCAGAUGGAGGACAGAAGAAGAGGCUGAACCAGAACAAGUACCCCCACAACGGACAACCAUGGACCAGAGAUGGAGAGAGUGGCAUGACGUUGACAUAUGACCCCACUGCAAUGCAUAAUGGGUUCUACUCCUCUCCAUACAUCUCCACCAAUAGGAUGAUAGCACAGACAUCCAUCACUCCCUUCGUCGCUGCCUCACCCGUCUCCACGUACCAGGUCCAGAAUACAUCCUGGAUGCCUCAUCAACAGUAUGUUAUGCAACCUACCGGUGCUGUGAUAACCCCAGCUAUGGACCUCUCCAUGCCCAUGCAGCCCUCCAGUAUGAUGGGUGCUAUAACACAGCAGAUGAACCACAUGUCCCUGGGAAACACAGGAACCCAGUACAUGUCUGCAGCAGCUGCUCCAAUGCAAGGAGCCUACAUUCCUCAGUACCCUGCAGUGCCUGCCUCCGCCCUCACAGUGGACGCAGUGGUGACAGAGGACUCGCCCCAGACUGUACCCCCCUCCUCACAGGACCCUAAUGGACAGCCACCCCUGGACAGCGACUCAGCUGCCUACUCCUACCAACAGACUAAAUAACAGGAGGAUGACGAGUGAAGUGUUUCCAGUAACUGCAUUGCCUUGAGACAGCGGCUGCACUGAAGCACUGGAGGGAUGGAGGGAGGAAAAAUACUGGAUGACAAAAAGGAGGACAAAGAUAGAUCGUUUUAUCUUUGCACAGGCAUCAAAAAUAGACUUUGUUUUAUCUGUCCAGAGAGAGAGAGAGAGAGACAGAGAGAGACAGAGAGAGACAGAGAGAGAAUGAGAGAGAGAAAGAGGUUGAGAUUGUGAUUGAGAUGCAGAUAAAGUCUCAGAAGAUGGAGAGGUGCAAUAUGGGACAUUGAGUUUAUUGAGCGGGCCAGCAUGAAACUGGAGUCAUCCUUCGAAAAAAGAACAAAGUGAAAAACAUAUUUAAAAAAAUAAAAAAAUUAAAAAAUGAACUUAAAAAGGAACAAACGGACAUAAAUCCAUGUGAAUGUGCAGGUUGGUUUUCAGAUCAUGACAGUUUUUUUAAUAGGAAAGUUUUAGAGAAAAAACAAACAAAUUAAACGGGUUGUCUUCCUUUGAUAUUAAGCUACUAUAUUUUUUAUUAUUUUCAUGAUUUAAAAUGUAGUUUUCUA